Molecule: messenger RNA, 2033 nt
Organism: Chiloscyllium plagiosum (whitespotted bambooshark)
Lineage: Eukaryota; Metazoa; Chordata; Chondrichthyes; Orectolobiformes; Hemiscylliidae
Biological process (GO): negative regulation of immune response; positive regulation of T cell apoptotic process
Cellular component (GO): membrane; external side of plasma membrane
Source: RefSeq, a predicted model, not a curated record
UACUAAGAGAAUGUGCAGUGUUCAAUCAUCUUGACUCAUUAAUGGCUGUUUCUGCCUGAAGUCAUGAUAGAAAUAACCAUGUUGUUUGCUCAACAAAUCUUCUUGAUGUUUUCUAUGACUUUGGGUGAAUCACUAAUUCUGAAACAGUAUCCUAUGAGUAUUGAGAAGAAAUCUGGUCAGUCAGCUCAGAUCUACUGUGAACUUCACAAUGGAAAUGCCACUGAAGACAUGAGAUUAGUAUGGUACAGAUACACAAGUAAAUCAAAGAUUGGAGAAAUCAAUUUAAGGACAAAGAACUUCACAGCCAUUAACCGUGUCCUUUUUAAAUGGGACCUUAGCACCUAUAAGGCAUCAAUGUCAAUUACACAGCUGGUGAAAAAUGACUCUGGAGAAUAUGGUUGUGAACUGUUCUCAUUUUCUAGCCCUGAGAUUAUAACGAAAGCCAAUGCAACAAACCUUACUGUUACUGAAGAACAGUGGAUUGGUCCACAGAACAGAAACAACACAGACAAUAACAAGGCAGAAGAAUUCCAGAAUAAGGAAGCUAGAAUUCAAAUAAUUGUUGCAGCAGUAUUAGCUGCAUUUGUCAUCAUCUGCCUGCUAAUUUAUCUUUUAUUCAGAUACCGACCAAAAAAACAAGGUCCUAAUGCCAAUCCUCCUCCAGCAGAUGUCAGUUGCCAGAAAGCAGAAGAUCCAAUUUCUACAGUUUUCUGUCCUGACUAUGCUGCACUAACUGUCCCGGGGCAAAAUAUUCGACAGACUCUAGCUUCUUCAAUUGCCUCUGAUGAUUCAUACUACGCUACCAUUGUAUUUGCACCUCAACAACAAGCUACUGGUGUGCAGAAAACAACUGCUGGUAAUUAAGGGAUAACAAAUUUGGUAGAGUGACAUCUGACUACUUAUCUUUGUUCUGUGAACUCUCAGAUAUCACAUUGAAUUAUCACAUGACCUUUCUUACUACUUCUUCUAUGAAAACAGAAGGCACAAUUUGACCAUCAUGUAUGAAUUGAUCAUGUUCUAACACUGAGGAAGUGAAAUCCUAAUAAAAUCAAUCUGACCUGGAUGACAAUUCAUUGACUAACUCUGGAAGGAUGAGAGAGAGUUUAGGAAGGCAUCACUAGAUUCUGUAGGAACACUUUCAAGUUGAUAUCAUCUAGAGAAGUCCAUUCGCAAGCAAUUAGAAAUAAUGGGCAACUGUUCAGGCUGAUUGGUCUAUUGCCAUUGUACCAUUCCUACUUUGGUUCUGACUGGCCUCUUAAGAUUUGCUCAUGUUAGGUGUGAUCUCACUGAGUUGGUGCUGGACUUUAAUUCUGUGAAUUAAAAACUUUAUCCACUGGCACUACAUAUAUUUGUAGUAUCAAUAAAACUGCAUGGCAUUCUUCUUUAGCACUAUCAAAGUUGCAAAGUAUUCUUCAUGUGACCUGAAGUGAGGAUUUCACAUUAGCCAGUAAUGGAUGCCAUUUAUUUUGAAAGGCUAUAGCAUGAUCAAAUUAGUCAGAUCAUCAUGUUCUGAUUGAUAUAAUUCCCAAGAUGUAAGAUUGUGAUACUGAUUUUGUGUCUUCAUUUUAAACAAAGAUAUCAAUAUAUAGGUACAAGUUUACAAUCAGAAUGUCAAAACUCAACAUUUACAGUCACAAGUGACUAUUACGGAACGUUUGAGUGACUUAACAAUUCAACCAAGUUGAAGCGUUUAAUAGAGUCAGUUGCUGGACUGUAACUCACAAAGCCUGUCUUACAGACAGCAUUAUGUAAAAGGCUAGGGGUUGCAUUUUCAGUUGCCUGAGGAGGAAAGCUUGGACUCCAGUUUAACAUUGCUGACCAUAGUGUUGGUGCAACACCACAACUCCAUUUUCAGAGAAGCUGGAGGCAUGAACAGCUCCUGACACUACUACCUCCCUGCAAGGUCAAAAUAAUGUAAUGAAGGAGAAAAAGUGGAAAAUGUAGUAAACUCUUAAUGGGUCAGACAACAUCUGUGCAGAAGACUGAGUUAGCAUUUCAGGUUGAAAAUGAAGGCUGAAGUAAAACAUUAAAUC